Messenger RNA from Rana temporaria (common frog), 2060 nucleotides. RefSeq names its product glycine-rich cell wall structural protein-like. The record is from RefSeq and is a predicted model, not a curated record. Lineage: Eukaryota; Metazoa; Chordata; Amphibia; Anura; Ranidae. Bases 65 to 1678 code for a protein of 537 amino acids. The transcript is spliced from 8 exons.
AGGCAAGCAUUUGGUGAUUCACAGAUCCUGUUCUGACAAAACAAGAGACCCUCCAGCAUCCAGGAUGAGCAGGUUAGGUCCAUCAAAGGUCCUCCUGUGCUGGGCAGCUCUGCUAAGUGUCUGCAAUGCUGCUCCACAUAACUUUUGCAAAGAUCCAAGCUACAGGACCUCGGGUCCUAAUGAUGCCAAUUCUCUGCUCCCAGUAUGCGAUGGGUCUCCAGGAUUUAUUCGGGUUUCAAGUGGAUCCAGCAGUCAGUCUGGAUCUAUGAGCGGAGGAGGCAGCUCCAGCUUUCAAAGUGGCAGCAUGUCAAGUGGUGGAGGCUCUAGUAGCUCUGGAGGAGGAGGAGGCGGAGGAGGCGGAGGAGGCGGAGGAGGAGGAGGAGGCGGAGGAGGCGGAGGCGGCUACAGCAUAUCUGGAGGAAGCUCUGGAGUUGGAAGUUCAAGUAUCCAGAACAUAUUUUCUUCUUCUGGAGGAGGAGGAGGAGGAGGAGGAGUAGGAGUAGGAGGAGGAGGCUACAGCAUAUCUGGAGGGAGCUCUGGAGUUGGAGGCUCAAAUAGCCAGAACAUUUUUUCUUCUUCUGGAGGAGGAGGAGGAGGAGGAGGAGGAGGCGGCGGAGGCGGUGGCGGUGGCGGUGGCUCUUUUGGCCAGUCCAGCAUGUCCGGAGGAGCAGGGGGUAGUUCAUUUUCUGGAGGUGGAAGCUCAGGUAGCUUAUCUUCAUUCCAUGCAGCUGGAGGAAGCUCUCAGCACACCAGUGUCAUCCUUGCAGGAAAUGUCAACCCUCCUCCAAGACCAGGCAGUGGUGGAGUGGUCAUAGGUUCAUUCGGUCAAAACAGUAUGUCAUCUGGUGGAAGUGGAGGACUAAUUUCAGGAGGAGGUGGCUCAUCUGCGCAAGAUCAAGUCAUCCUUGGAACGAUAAAAUUUGUCCCAAUGCAAGGAGGAGCAGUUGGUGGAGUAGGAAGCGGAGGUUCAUUUGGUCAUGGCGGUUCGGUUUCUGGUUCUUCAGGUGGAGGAGCUUUUUCAGGCUCAUCCAUGGGAAGUGGCAGCAAUCUCCAUUCAUCGGGUGGAAUGGGAAGCUCAUUUCAUGGAUCUUCCGGUGGAUCAUCAAGCUCUUUUCAUGGCUCGUCAAGUGGAUCUUCAGUUAUAGGCGCAGGUUCAUUUCAAGGAUCAUCCGGUUUAGGCACGGGUCAUUUUGGUGGAGGUGGAGGUGGAGGAGGAGGUGGAGGAGGAGGUGGAGGAGGAGGUGGAGGUGGAGCUGGAGGUGGAGGUGGAGCUGGAGGUGGAGGCGGCUUUCAACAAAUUAGCAGUGGAGGAUCCAGUGGUGGCGGUGGCGGUAUAAUAAAUCCACCUAGACUGCCAGGAGGACUAAACCCAAAUGAUAUUCCCGUUUCUAAAGGCUGCAAGAAGUUUGGAGGGGGUGGAUCUGGCCAUGGAACCGGCGUUGGAGGAGGAAACCUGGUUUCCGGAGGUGGUGGUGGUGGUACUGGAGGUGGCUUUUCUCAAAUUUCCCAGUCACAAAAUCAAGGAUCAAAUCAACAAGGUGGAUUUUCUCAAAUUUCCCAGUCACAAAAUCAAGGAUCAAAUCUACAAGGUGGAGGCGGAUCACAGUUUCAAGGCUCCAAUCAAUCAGGUGGAGGUUCAUCUGGAGGUUUUUCCCAGCAAGCACAAUCUGGAAAAUAGAUCCUUAGUGUGGCAUGCACAAUAACUACUGAAGUGAAUAUUCAACAUCGGAUGUGCCGAAAUACAAAAAUUGCUGAGAAGCUUAAAAAAGAAGGGAUUGUAAAUAAUUUAUUUUUGUACAAAUUGUCCUCCCCACCUCUAUUCGCUCCCCGAAGAUGUAUUAAUUGACCCAUUUACAGAUGCAUGGAUGAAUCUUGGUGCUUGUCCUCUGGUCAUCUCAGGAUUUCCCAAUUACAACUUGCGCUCAUCUUCUCAAUAAGCUCUUGUGAAGAGCAAUUUUGUGCCAUACAAAGUGUUUUUUUUUUUUUUAUCUCUUUUUAAAUAAAAAUGUGAAGUGUUAAUUUCUACAUGUGCAAUAAAACUUGCAUAGGAUUUGUUCUAA